UGAACAUUCGAGGAUUCCGUAGAUUUUCAACUUGGUGUUGGCGGUAGUUUUUAUUUUGUAAUUUUAACCGGAGGAAGCGGAAUAUACGUGCGGUAUGGCGGGGCAGCAGGCGGAGGUGCACUCCCGCACACAAAGGCUGAAAGCUGCUGUUCAUUACACAGUGGGCUGUCUGUGUCAGGAAGUUGCUGACGAUAAAAACAUUCAGUUUAGCAAACAAGCUGUUGCUGCAAUUUCUGAAAUCACCUUCAGACAAUCUGAAAUCUUUGCAAAAGACCUUGAGAUGUUUGCACGACAUGCAAAAAGAACCACAAUUAAUAUGGAAGAUGUGAAACUUCUUGCCAGACGGAGCCGUUCUCUGCUCACGCACAUCACUAAGUGCAGUGAAGAAAUUGCAUCUAAUAACCAGGAGCUGAAAGAAAAGAAAAAAAAGAAAUCUGUGGGUUCAGGAAAAGCGCAAAGGACCUCAGAAGGGGAGGGGGCAGUGGCUGACGAUGAGGAUAACAUAAUGGCGCCAUGACGGUUGCGUCUGGUGACCCUCUGAGGACUGGAGCUGUGAACCGCUGUAUUAUUACCGGUGUUAUAUGGCUAAGGACAGUCCCACAGAGGGCACAAGAUGUAUGUUUUAUAAAUGUAAUAUAUUUGUACGUUAUUAUAUUUGUAAUGAAAAAUAAAAAUGGUUUGUAAAAUGCCUUUAUGAUAAUA
This is a messenger RNA of Bombina bombina (fire-bellied toad), 702 nucleotides long. It is a transcript of the gene CENPS, whose product is annotated as centromere protein S. Gene Ontology annotation, biological process: resolution of meiotic recombination intermediates; replication fork processing. Lineage: Eukaryota; Metazoa; Chordata; Amphibia; Anura; Bombinatoridae. The transcript has 5 exons. Gene Ontology annotation, cellular component: Fanconi anaemia nuclear complex; FANCM-MHF complex. Gene Ontology annotation, molecular function: chromatin binding; protein heterodimerization activity. Bases 95 to 517 code for a protein of 140 amino acids. The record is from RefSeq and is a predicted model, not a curated record.